Messenger RNA from Arachis stenosperma, 2171 nucleotides. RefSeq names its product ankyrin repeat-containing protein ITN1-like. The coding region runs from base 336 to 2135 and encodes 599 amino acids. Lineage: Eukaryota; Viridiplantae; Streptophyta; Magnoliopsida; Fabales; Fabaceae. The transcript has 7 exons. Gene Ontology annotation, molecular function: protein binding. The record is from RefSeq and is a predicted model, not a curated record.
CUAUCGGUCCCAUUUUAUCAUCUUUAUAUUUUUUCAUGUUUUCUAUAAUAUUCAUUAGAUAAAUGUUGUUGUCCUGUGAACAAUUAAUCAAUUAUAUUUAGAUAGGUUCUUUACCUUUCUGUAUAUUUAACUAGAGUUUUUCGCGUGACAGAAAACAGGAAGCUUCAUCAGCAGUUUCAAAUUCAAUUGCCUUAUUCAUGGUGAUAUAUUUUCCGAAGCAUCUGGUUGGGAUUUCAGUCCCCGCUUUCUCUCUCUCUGGAACUGAAGGCACUUCUAAGAAUAUAAAGGUUCCGUGGGCAAAUUAAAAUAAUAAUAGGAAUUUGAAAGGGAAAAUAAUGGCAAAGGUAGUUGCUAACUCAACAGCAGCAGCAGCAUCGUCACAAGUAGAGAUGGUUGAUAUUAUUGCUUCUUCUCAAUCAUCACUCCAAUCACAUGUAGUGCAGAUUGUUUCAAAUGAUGAAUGCUCUUCCUCUGAACUAAUACAAGAUAAUGGGAUAUACUUCGAAAAAUGCGUACCCCUUUUAAAGGUAGCAUUAAAAGGAGAUUGGAAUGCAGCUAAGCACAUGAUAGAGCAAGAUGAUAGACUGCUAAGAGCAGCCAUAGUAAAGAGGAGUGGGAAAACACUACUUCAAGUUGCAGCAGGAUCAAACCAUGUUCACUUUGUACAAGAGCUUCUAAAAAAACUUGAUCCACAUGAUCUCGAACUGAAAGAUAAGAACAAGAACAACGCCUUUUGCUCCGCGGCCGCAUCCGGGAACAUGAAGAUCGCUGAUAUGAUGAUCAAGAAAAAUGGUGAGCUACCAAAGAAAAGGGGUGGUGUAGGGAUGACUCCUCUUUACUUGGCUGCAUUACAGGGGAAAAAUGGUAUGACAAGGCAUCUGUUUCCCAUGACUAGUGACAUAUUAGAUGAAGAAGACGAGAGGUUUAUCUUCUUCCUUCUUCUCCAGAAUGGUUUGUAUGAUUUGGCUUUACAAAUGUUGGAAGAAAAUGAAGGGCUAGCAUCAGCUCAGAAUGAUGAGAAUGAGACGGGUUUGCAUAUCUUGGCUCGAAAGCCUGCUGAUUUUACCCAUCAAGGUCCAUGGAAUCUUAGAAACCUGGUCAUGGGAUCAAGUGUGACUCCAUUGAUCAAACUUGUUAGGAAACUUUGGAACAUACUUGUCAUGAAUCACACAGAGACAAAGGUAUGGGAAUUGAUAAGUCUUCCAACACAAAUAACAUUCGAUGCCACAAAACUAGGAAAUUUUAAGUUUGUUGCGGAGCUUAUGAGAGCAGAUCCUGAUUUGAUGUGGGAAGUGGAUGCUGAAAAUCGAAGCAUAAUCCACAUUGCUGUUCUGCAUCGCAAUUCGAGUAUAUUCAAUCUUAUACAUGAAAUAGGUGCCACCAAAGAUUUGAUUGUUACUUUUGAAGACCAUGAAAAGAACAAUAUGUUGCAUCAUGCUGCAAAAUUAGCACCUUCAGCUCAGCUCAAACGAAUUUCUGGACCGGCUCUUCAAAUGACACAUGAACUACUAUGGUUCCAGGAAGUGGAGAAAAUAAUGUUACCAUCAUACAAAGAGUUGAAAAAUUGCGAUGGCAAAACACCCCAUGCAUUAUUCACUGAGGAGCACAAAGACUUAUUAACAGAGGCAGCAUCAUGGACCAAGAACACAGCCAAAAACUGCAUGCUUGUUUCAACACUCAUUGCCACUGGAGUCUUCGCUGCAACCUUCAACCUCCCCGGUGGCCGCAACAGCACCACGGGAACCCCAACCUAUUUAACGCAACCAUUGUUCCUUACAUUCGCCAUCUCCGACGCAAUCGCUCUUAUAUCAUCUUCAGCUUCAAUACUAAUGUUCUUGUCCAUUCUCGACUCAAGUUAUGCAGAGGAUAACUACUUCAGAUCAUUGCCUUUCAAGCUUCUAUUUGGGUUGAUUGCUCAAUUCGUUUCCAUCACAAGCAUGAUGAUAGCGUUUGGUGUUUCUUUUUUCAUCACAUAUUACCACGGUUCAAAUUGGGUUCCAAUUUUCAUUUCCGUUCUUGCUUUUCUGCCAAUACCGUUUUUCACAUUGAUUCUGUUUCCACUAUCGACAGAUAUUAUCCAUUCAUCUUAUUUUUGUUUGACAUUGUUUCGGUCAAGAAAACGAUUGCUUUGCUGAAAAUUAGAAGGCAUGGUAAAUUUACAUUUUUUUUUA